Abrus precatorius (Indian licorice) is the source of this 3905-nucleotide messenger RNA. Its product is annotated as U-box domain-containing protein 19-like. Lineage: Eukaryota; Viridiplantae; Streptophyta; Magnoliopsida; Fabales; Fabaceae. Bases 84 to 2135 code for a protein of 683 amino acids. The transcript has a single exon. Gene Ontology annotation, biological process: protein ubiquitination. Gene Ontology annotation, cellular component: nucleus; cytoplasm. The record is from RefSeq and is a predicted model, not a curated record. Gene Ontology annotation, molecular function: ubiquitin-protein transferase activity; protein binding.
UAAUAACAACUGCUCUUGGCAUUCCAUCCAAACUCUGUACUAAGCAGAGCAACGGAUUGCCCCUUUUCUCCCACUAAGAGCAAAUGCCUCCCAAACUCAACAACAAUCAAAUAGAAGAACGCCGUCCGUUAUCUUUUCCCGCAGUGCAUCCUUGCGAGGCUAUAUCUCCUUCCAUCCUCCUCGCUUCCCUCAUAACCCUCUCUCAGACCAUAUGCAACUUCCCAUCCAACACGUUCCCCACGCAACGCCGUAACGCCAGAGAAACGGCGCGCCAAAUCUCCAUUCUCCAUGCACUCUUCCAAGACCUCCGUGACCGCGGUUCCGUUAUCCCCUACCCCGUUCUCCUCUGCUUCUCGGAGCUCCACGUCACCUUCCAAAAAAUCCACUUCUUAAUGCAAGACUGCGUCCGCGAAGGCACACGCCUCUGGAUGCUCGUAAAAUCCCAACACGUGUCCACGCAGUUUCGUCUCCUCAUUCGCGCCAUGGCCACCGCUCUCGACGUGUUACCCCUUCAGAGCAUCGAAAUAUGCGGCGAAGUGAAAGAGUUAGUGGAAUUAGUUACCAGGCAGGCUAGGAAGACCGAGUUCGCACUCGACCAAAACGACGAACGCGAAACGAAACGACUGCGUUUUGUUCUGGACCAGUUCGAGAGAGGAACCGAGCCUGACCUGGACGCCAUGAAGCUAGUCCUUAACUACCUUGAAAUUAAAAGCUGGAGUUCUUGUAACAAAGAGAUCAAAUUCCUCGAAGACGAAAGAAACUCCAACGAGCGAGAGUUUAAUUUGUUGAGCAGUUUGAUUGGGUUCUCGUGUUACUCUAGAGUUAUCAUAUUCGAAACUCUCGAUUUCCAAUCACGUACCACGGAGCAACAUGAAGCACGAUGCAACACAGAGACGUUAAGUUGCGUAAUGCCAGAGGAUUUCCGGUGUCCAAUUUCGCUGGAGAUAAUGACCGAUCCUGUGACCGUUUCCACUGGCCAAACCUACAACCGAGCCUCCAUUCAGAAAUGGCUUAAAGCAGGAAACACCAUGUGUCCAAAAACAGGGGAGAAGCUAACCAACACAGAAUUGUUCCCCAACACGUCGCUUAAAAAGCUCAUCCAACAGUUCUGUUCUGACAACGGAAUCUCCAUCGCCAACUCGACUAACUUGAACCGAACCAUAACCAAAACCAUCGAACCGGGUUGUCCCGCCGCGGCGCAUGCCAUGCAGUAUCUUUCGUGGUUUAUUGCAAGUAAGCUCGUGUUCGGAACAGAGGAACAGAAAAACAAAGCCGCUUAUGAAAUUCGCAUGCUUGCGAGGUCCAACAUUUUCAAUAAGGCGUGUUUGGUUGAAAUGGGAACCGUUCCGCCGCUUCUGGAUCUUCUUGAUACGGAUGAUAGAAUCACGCAAGAGAACGCAAUUGGUGCUCUUAUGAAGCUCUCAACGCACGCCAGUGGCCAGCAAGUUAUCAUAGAUAGUAGAGGUUUAACGCCAAUUAUUAAGGUUCUCAAAAGAGGGCUCAGUCUAGAAGCUCGCCACGUUGCAGCUGCUACGGUGUUUUAUCUUUCGUCGGUGAAAGAGAACAGGAAAUUAAUAGGGGAAAAUCCAGAGGCGAUUCCGGGUUUAGUUGAGUUGAUCAAGGAAGGAACAACCAGUGGGAAAAAGAACGCAGUGGUUGCGAUUUUUGGUCUUCUUUUGCUUCCUAAGAAUCACUCGAAGGUGGUUGCAGCGGGUGCUGUUCAGGCGCUUGUUGAUGUUAUAGCUUCUUCGGAUAAAGCUGAUCUUGUAACUGAUUGCUUAGCGGUUCUCGUGGCCUUGGCGGAGAGCGGUGAAGGUGCUCUUGCUGUGUUACAAGCCCAAGUGCUGUCUUUGGUAACUGGGAUUUUAAAAUCUGCUACCUCGCGCGCAGGGAAGGAAUACUGUGUCGCAAUUUUGCUUUCUUUGUGGGUUCGUUUUGGUGUAGAAGUAAAGGGUGUUCUGGCCAGGGACUCUUCGCUUAUGCCUUCGCUUUAUUCCCUUCUCACGGAUGGUACUCCUCAUGCGGCCAAGAAAGCACGUUCCCUCAUCCAAGUUCUACAAGAUUUCAACGACAAAAGAAGUUCUGGAAUGGAGGGCUCCUCUGUUUCGCAGCAACGAUUGGUUCGAUUAUCUUGAAUUCGGUAGAUUCUUCUCUUCCUUUUACUCACAGUAAAUAUUAUUAUUAUAUCCUUAGGAAAUAAGGCCCUCUAGAUUUUAUGAAAUCAGUUCCAAGUUUUUAACCCAACGAACUAAUUUCGACUGUGUAGUUUUUUCAACAGUGGUAGUUUCUGUAUAGUAAUAAAUUGAAGAGGUCAGAUAUUAGUUGAAUAAGCGCAUAUUUCCAGAUUAGACUAAGUUUAUCUUUCUUCGGCUUUGAUUUUGUACGCUUCUUCAGAGCAACUAACUGAAUCAACUUACAGGGCAUCUAAAUCAAAAUCUAUGUUUUGUUUUGUCUUCUCUCCUUUUUACUAGGAAGAUGUUAUAUUAGUUUUAUUUUGUUUGGCAGCGUAGUUUAGGGGAAUUCCGUUUUAGGAUGUGUUGUACUUUGGGAUGUUUAGAUGGAUGGUAAGACUUAAGAGACCGAAAGGAAGGAACUUGAAGAGAAUAAUAUUUUGAAUUUUUUAAAAUAAAAUAAAAACAAAUAGAACUUGGAUAUACUUCAUUUAAUUUAAUCUCGUUCUAUUUUAUAUUUCAUUUUUACCUUUACUUUAAGAGCAUGGAAUGAAAUUAAUAUUUCUAUUUUACUAAUAUAUAAGUAUUGAAUGACGUUUAUUCUUAACCCUAUAUAAUAUUAUAAGCAUUUUGAUGAGAAGCGAGUUCUUAAUGUUGUAGUUCACAAGAUACUAUUUUUACACCGCUAGUAUCGGAUGAUUAUGGUUUAUUUUAACUUGAUGACUCACUAAUCUAUCUCAGAUCAAUGUAUAAAAUACUAUAAAACUGAUGCAAUGCCUUUCUAACGUCUAGUCAUCUAGGUCAAAUGUAAAUCCAUCUCCAAAUUUUGAAUAUGUGCAAAUCAAUCCUUAAUGAUAUAUGAUCUAUAUGCAAAAUAUACCUUUAUAUAGGGAAAUUAUUAUUAAAUCCUAUGAAAAACAAUAGGUAAUUUUUUAAAACCCUAGUAAUUAAGGGGAUUAGAAUACUUUUUCUAUGUAACAAAAUAAAUUAAUGUCAUGUGCUUACUAAAAUAAAGUGUUUAAAUAUUAUACUAUAGUCAUUGAUUAAAAUUUUCUAUUUAACUUAAUUAUUUAAUUUUUUUAGUUAACUCAAUUUCUAUUAAUUAAUUUGAUCUUAACUAGUGUCUUAACCCUAAUUUUUCCUUGAAUGAAAAAUCUCACAAUUCUAAAAUCGCUUUUAAUUUGACUUGCAAUUUAAUCAUUCAUUCAUUCACUCGUCAAUUUAAAUUUCAAAACUCAAUGUGGAUCUUGAAAUUAGUAUUUGCAUCCUUUUUGUUGUGGAUCAACCACUAACUCAUUAACUAUCCAUCCCAUUGUCAAUCACUGCUGUGAAGCACCUCCAUUGAACGAUCCAAUCAUCAACAAUAAAACCUUUAAUUGAACGCAAACCCCCUUCGAUCAGCAUAAAAUAGUAGGCAACAUAAAAGAAAAGAAAAUUCAAACUACUUUUUCUUUUUAAAAAUCCAAGAGAUUAAUAUAUUGAUUGAGUCAUCAUCUUUUUGCCAAUUAAUUUUCCCAAUUCUGAAUGAGUUCAAAAUAUACAGGUGUUUAUUCAAGAAAAAUUGUUGGAACCUUAACACAUUGAAAUUGACUCUUUCUUCUCUUUUUCUAGCAUAUGUACUUUUUCCUUAAUAAAAACUUGCCUAUUGAAAUAAACGUUGCAGCUUAUUUUAAAUUGCUUUGUGGAUAUUUGGUUUAAAUCUCAUGUCAUGAAAAAGGAUUAUGUAUAUGAUAU